UUAGGCUGUAGGGACUCCCUCCUCGCCCACACUGCGCUCAGGAUUCCUCGGGCUGAGAGAUUCACAGAGGCAGCCAGGUCAGACGGACCGGCAAGGUUUGCAACAUGUGCUCGCCACUGCUUGCUGCGUCCCAGCCCCUCAGCGCACCUGGCACGUCGCUCGGCUCGGUUUUAAGGCGAUCACUUCUCUCUUUCCGUCUGCUUUGCACUCCACAUCAGGCUGGCAGCCGCGCGGGUCAAUGGGGACAGUACGGUGAAUGGCUUCAGACUGCGCCAGUCCCCGCGCGCGGAGCAAUGGACUGCAGUUUUACUUGAAGAGGCACAUGGAGAACCCAGCCAAGUAUCUCUCAGCGGUGCAGGGGAUUGACUCUGUGCCGGCACCCCUCGGAGAGAUUAUGUGGAACAGCACCGAGGCGACAAAGAACGGGGGGAAGGAUAUGGUGGUGCGUACGGUGACAGGGUGUCUGCUGUCCCUGCUCAUCCUCUGGACCUUGCUGGGGAACAUCCUGGUCUGCGCCGCGGUGCUGCGCUUUCGCCACCUGCGGACCAAAGUCACCAACAUUUUCAUCGUCUCCUUGGCGCUAUCGGAUUUAUUCGUGGCCGUGCUGGUGAUGCCCUGGAAAGCUGUAGCAGAGGUGGCGGGUUACUGGCCGUUUGGCACUUUCUGUAACGUCUGGGUCGCUUUUGACAUUAUGUGCUCCACCGCCUCCAUCCUCAACCUCUGCAUCAUCAGCGUGGAUAGAUACUGGGCCAUCUCGAGCCCCUUCCGCUACGAGAGGAAAAUGACCCAGCGAGUUGCCUUUGUUAUGAUCAGCAUCACUUGGACGUUGUCUGUGCUCAUUUCAUUCAUACCGGUCCAGCUGAACUGGCACAAAGCCAACGGUGACGACAUGGCUGGGACGCACAACUCCUCCACGAGCCGGCAGAUAGAAGAGAACUGCGACUCCAGCCUGAGCAGGGAGUAUGCCAUCUCCUCCUCUUUGAUAAGUUUCUAUAUUCCCGUGGCAAUAAUGAUUGUGACUUACACUAGAAUAUACCGGAUCGCACAAAUACAAAUUAGAAGAAUAGCAUCCCUGGAGAGAGCGGCAGAGCACGCGCAAAGUUGCAGGACAAACAGAAUAGAGUGCCAACACCACAACACCUUGAAAACGUCCAUCAAACGGGAAACCAAAGUGUUCAAAACUCUCUCGGUGAUUAUGGGUGUCUUUGUGUGUUGCUGGCUACCUUUCUUCGUCCUAAACUGCAUGGUCCCGUUCUGCGACAGACCCGCCACAGACCGGGACGCGGGUCUGCCGUGCGUAAGCGAGACCACCUUCGACGUUUUCGUGUGGUUCGGAUGGACCAACUCCUCCCUGAACCCCAUCAUUUACGCCUUCAACGCAGAGUUCAGGAAGGCCUUUGCCAGCUUAUUGGGCUGCCGCAAUUUCUGCUCCAACACACAAGUGGAAACAGUUAACAUCAGCAACGAGCUGGUCUCUUAUAACCAGGACACCCUCAUCCACAAGGAAAUCGCGAACGCGUAUGUCAACAUGAUACCAAACGUGGUUGAAUGUAUCGAGCAUGAGGAGACUUUUGACAGGAUUUCACAGUUUUCUCACAACAAUGAAAACGCCACCGACUCGGUUUGUGACUUGGAGGACUGCGAGGCAGAUAUUAGUCUUGACAGGAUGUCACCCUUUACACCCAAUGGAUUACACUGACUCCAACUUUGUAUCUCCCCUCCUCCCGUACGUAUUUGGAUGUAAAUGUCAUUGUUCAAUCACCUCCUCAGCCCCCCUCCCCAGAGGCUCCUCUCCACAAGAAGCCCACAGGUCAGGGUCUACUGAGCAGCGCCCUUUGCAGCUGCUGACUUGCUCGUGGACACUUGGAGCAGGGCGCCUGCCCCUGUGAGCCACCCUGCCACUGCUUUGCGUCAUAUAUGACAUGUGAUGUUGUUGUCCUGUUCUUAAAAAGUGAUGUGUAGGUGUUAUUUACAUGGCAAGUGAAGUCUGUUCAUUUGUUCAAAGGUUCGGUGUAGUUGGAGCUGUUUACUGGAAGGCUUUACUCUCCGUGUCUCAUGUCCAUCCACUUGGAGAGGAAAAAUGUUUGUGAAGGAAUCAUAAUGGAAACCUUUUGCUGCUUUAAAACCUCGUGUAUCCAGUGCCCGCCUUUCCACUGAGUAUGAAAACUGAGGGAGGCCUUACAGACAGUGCAACCGAGAUAGUUCUACUCCAAAAAAUGCAGUCAUUUCAGCGCCUUAUCUUAUUUAAGGAAGAGUUCUGUUGAAAGGAAUGUGUCCUAUGAAGUUACAUGAUGCCAAAAUGCAGUAUUAAAGUGUUUACCCACCCUCCUCCAGCACACCUUCUCUGCACCAUAUGGACUGUUAUGCAGUUAGAUUGAGGUUUAGAUGGCUGAGGGGCUUUGAUGGAGCAAAAAUAUGAUGUAAAAUGCACACAACCUAAUGCUAUAAACAUGUAAAUGUGAACCUGUUUACACUGGAAUCAUUAAUACAAACCAUCAUACUAGAAACAUCUUUCAGUAGUACAAAGUCUUACUUUUUUGUGCGCUUUCAUUUCUCAUUGAGGCCAAAACUACUGGAUGGUUGUGUUUUAUCAACCACAGUGGGCUCUGACUGACCUAACAAGAGAAAAGAAAGAUCAAGGCUGUCCUGAACGACCAAAGAUUUCAAGGAGCGAAUCAAUAACUCAGACACAAUAAGGCUACAGCGUUAUGUCAGCUAGAGGAAUUGUUGCUACAGAAAGCCUACACACACACACACACACACACAUACACACACACACACACGGCCACUGGGCCAACACAACUGGAUGUCAUACAUCACCUCUCCAACACCUCUCUCUAUCUUUGUACUGUACAGAUGACCUGAUCUGAAUGUAAACUACUGUCCUUUAAACAGUGAAGUGUGUCAUCAUUUGUCUAAUAAAAUGCUGUCAUGCUCAGAGGAACAGAGUGCUCUGGUUGGUAUCUUCCUGAAGGUGACAUUACACUGUUUCACAGAUGGACAAACUUUGCAGGCUCAGAGGGUUUUCACCUUUAGUUUAACUUUCUAUUCAGCGACUUUGCUCUCAUGCAUAUACGCCUCUGACCUUCAGUCUUUUAAAACUUUAUUGGCAGCUCGCCUUCUUGACAGAGAGUGACAGGAAAUUUUGGCAGAGAAACGAAUUCUCAGAGGCCCCCCGGGCCUUCACAUUCAACAUGUUAGACGAAGA
Molecule: messenger RNA, 3208 nt
Organism: Centropristis striata (black sea bass)
Lineage: Eukaryota; Metazoa; Chordata; Actinopteri; Perciformes; Serranidae
Gene: drd5a
Product: dopamine receptor D5a
Exons: 1
Coding region: 257-1699 (480 amino acids)
Biological process (GO): adenylate cyclase-activating adrenergic receptor signaling pathway
Cellular component (GO): plasma membrane
Molecular function (GO): dopamine neurotransmitter receptor activity; G protein-coupled receptor activity
Source: RefSeq, a predicted model, not a curated record